Messenger RNA from Eimeria acervulina, 1188 nucleotides. RefSeq lists its product as hypothetical. The transcript has a single exon. Gene Ontology annotation, biological process: retrograde vesicle-mediated transport, Golgi to endoplasmic reticulum. Lineage: Eukaryota; Apicomplexa; Conoidasida; Eucoccidiorida; Eimeriidae. Bases 1 to 1188 code for a protein of 395 amino acids. Gene Ontology annotation, cellular component: SNARE complex; endoplasmic reticulum. The record is from RefSeq and is a predicted model, not a curated record.
AUGGUGGACCGCCUAGAGGACUUCGUUUCCCUUUCAAGGGAGCCAUCAGCUUCUUUGCUGCCGAUCCCUUCGCCUCUAUUUGAGGCGCUGAGGUAUUCUCUUACCCCACAGCAGCAGCAGCAGCAGCAGCAGCAGCAGCGGAAGGCAGCAAGCCUGAGUUUUAGGUUUCUUGCUGGGGCCUAUCGCUGUCAAGCGGAGCUAUGCAAGCUGGAGCAGCAGCUGCAGCAUAGCAGCAGCAGCAGCGGCGCUGCUGCUGCUGCUGCUGCAGGAGAAGGAGGGGAGGAAGGCGUUGUUGGCUGCUCAACUGAUCCUGUUGCUGCUGAUAUCUCCGUGCUGCUGCAGCGCAUGCGGCUGCUGCAGCAGCAAGCGCAGCAGCUCGAGGCCUGUGCUGAAGACUUCGACGACCUCUUGGCGUUGUACCGUCUGCAACAGCAGCAGCAGCAGCAGCAGCAGCAGCGGGGGAUGGAGUUAAGGGAUGCAAAGGCCCACCGCCACGCUGUGCUGAGGUGUCUGUACACCUCAAUGCAGGAGACAACAGCAGACAUGCAGCGACGAGAGGUCCUUGUCCUGAAGCAGCAAAUGGAGUGCAGCAGGUUCUUCUCUGCUGCUGCUGCCAGCAGCGGUGCUUCGACAGGCCUCGCUUUCUCCGGCACUGCUGCAGCAGCAGAAGCAGCAGCUGCAGCAGAAGCAGCGAUGCGCCGCCAGCAGCAGCAGCAUCAGCAGCAGCUGCAGCAGCGGUUAAAGAAGGCUUCUUUGGGGCAUGGUGUUUCCUCCACAGCAGCAGCUCUCGAACUGGAACAGCAGCAACAGCAGCAGCAACAGCAGCAGCAGCAGCAGCAGCAGGACAAGGAUUUGCUGCUGCUGCAGGAGGAGGAGCAGCAGCUGGUUGCUACUUUUGCUGCAGAUAGUAUGGAUGCUGUGGUGUCUGUACAGCAGAGGUUAGGGGAGAUUGUGCAGCUAAUGAAUAUGUUUGCUGCUACUGUUGCUGCUCAAGCAGAGGAGUGCAUGCAGAUUGCUUCUUUAUCUGAAGCAGCAGUAGCAAAUGUUGCUGGAGCUCAAGACGCACUUAAAGAGGCCCUUAAACAUAAGAAGGGCUUUAAAAAAUAUAUUGUGCAUGCGUUGGUCUUCUUGGGGCUUUUUCUUCUUCUUAUCGACUUCCUUAAGUCCUCCAAACCCUACCUCAUCUAA